This is a messenger RNA of Chara braunii, 3140 nucleotides long. NCBI's taxonomy places the organism in Eukaryota, Viridiplantae, Streptophyta, Charophyceae, Charales, Characeae. The record is from the annotation of a GenBank genome assembly.
CGUCAGCAGUCCUCCGGCCUGGUCUACGCUCACGCGCUUACAAACAGACGACAUGGAUCAGAAGUCGGGGGAAACGACCGGGGCCUAUCAGGCCCAGAUGCUGGCUUUGAUUACCGAAGCCAAGAAACAGGCGGAUGAGGUAGCAGCCGCAGAGAAGAAGAAGGCAGAGGACGCCGAGAAGGCACGUCUGUUGGCAAUUGAACAGCAGCGCCAGCAAGACGAGGCAGCAGCAAAGGCUGCCGAUGAAGAACGAAGUCAACGACGCAAGAAGAUAUUCAACGGAGAGCGAGCCUUGCUCACAAUGGCCGCGGACUGGUGGGCCGAGGCCAAGAAUGGUAAGAUGGAAGAGAGUGAAAGCAAGAUCGCUCUACUCCUCUCCCAUUUCACGGAUCUCCUGGCAACGUGCAUUGCACAGCAGGAGGACAUCCACAGCCUCGACGACGCAGUUCAGAUGCACAACCAGGCGUUUGACCAAGUCAACAGCCACCUCCGACUGCUGGAGCAACGACCCGUCGCCACCCCCGUUGCCGGCUCCUCCAACACCUCCGCUUGCCUCGAUACUUUGGAGAUCGACACCGGAGCCCUCAAGGACGGCACGCAGUUACAGCAAACCACCACGCAACAACUGGAGCAGCGGUUUUGUCACUCGAUGAAUAGGAUCUUUCAUGACUACUUGGACAAGUUUAUCGUCGUGUACCUCGACGAUAUUCUCAUCUUCAGUAGGACUGUGGAGGAGCACGCUGAGCACUUGAAAAUAGUGCUAGGUCUCCUAAGACAGCACCAGUACAAGGUAAACUCGGAUAAAUGCGAGUUUGGUCGCACCAAGAUCUUGUACUUGGGUCAUGAAAUUUCAGCAGAUGGAUUGAGGCCGGAAGAUGCGAAAGUGGCCAGCAUACGUGACUGGCCCAGACCUCAAACUGUUACUGAGGUCAGAUCGUUUUUGGGGAUGACGGGCUACUAUCGUCCGUUUGUAAAAAACUAUAGUACUAUAGCUUCCCCAUUGACAGAUCUUACUCGACUUGACACCCCUUGGGAGUGGACUGAAGAGUGUGAGGCAAGCUUCAAGCAAUUGAAGUAUGCUCUAACACACUAUGAAGUUCUCAAACUUCCCGAUCCYGACAAGCCGUUUGUCGUGACAACAGACGCCARCCAAUAUGGCAUUGGCGUUGUCCUUGCACAACAGGAGGGGCCAAAGUUGAGACCGAUCGAGUAUAUGAGUAAGAAGAUGCCUUCCAAGAAGCUAGUUGCGUCCACUUAUGAAAGAGAGCUCUACGCCCUAUAUAGAACGCUAGUUCAUUGGCGACAUUACCUCCUAGGGAGAUUUUUCUAUGUGAGGUAUGACCAUGAGACUCUGCGCUGGAUUAAGACGCAGCUCGUGUUGUCUGACGCACUCAAGAGAUGGAUUCAAGUGAUAGAUAUGUAUGACUAUCAACUUGAUCCUAUCAAAGGUCCGUACAACAAAGUGGCAGCUGCGCUGUCAAGAAGGGCAGACUAUCUAGGCGUACUAGUAACUGAAUUCGGCAUAUCUAAUGAUCUUACUCGAUCGUUGGUGGAAGCCUAUCAGGGAGAUACAGUUAUGUCAAAGAUCAUUCGUAAAUUCCAAGCAAAGGACAAGAAGACUUUGGACGAAUUUACCAUGGUAGAUGGCUUGCUGUUCCUUGAAAAGGCAGGGUUUAAAAGACACUGUGUCCCGGAUAGUGAGUCUUUGCGUAGUUUAUUUUUAGGAGAAUGUCAUGAUGCURUAGGUCAUUUUGGUUAUAAGAAGACAUCAGCAAACUUAGUACAAAAGUUUUGGUGGCCUUCUAUGUUGAAGGAUGCAAAACUGUAUAUCGAGACUUGUCAGGUUUGUCAAAGAGACAAACCCAGGACUCAGGCUCCGCUUGGGCUGAUCAAGCCCUUACCGAUCCCUGAAGGUCCAGGUCAGAGUGUCUCCAUGGAUUUUAUGGACACUCUUGUGACCAGCAAAACCGGCAAACGACACAUAUUCGUCAUAGUAGAUCGCUUUACUAAGUAUGCCAGACUUAUCGCUAUGCCGGAGACAGCAAAGACAGAUCACGUCAUCAAACUGUUUAUGGAUAACUGGGUAAGGGAUUUCGGUCUACCUACGUCUAUCGUAAGCGACAGGGAUGUAAGAUUUACUAGUGAACUGUGGCAGUCUACAGCUGAACAGAUGGGAACCAAACUCCAGAUGACAUCAGGGAAUCAUCCUGAGUCAAAUGGACAGGCAGAACAGAUGAACCAAGUGGUACAGCAUUUGCUGCGGCACUACAUCAAGCCAAGUCAGGAUGACUGGGACGAGAAGUUACCUAUCGUCGCCAGCCUGUAUAAUAACGCAGUGCACAGUGCUACCGGAAUGACUCCCAACCAACUGCAUCUUGGUUGGAAGCCUAGAACUGCCUUGGACUUCUUACUACCGGAAAGAGAAUCCACUGCAGCACCUGGCAGCAUAGAGUUUGUUGUUAAGUAUGAACAGAUGCUGCAGCAAGCCGUAGAGCACAUUAGAAAAACUCAAGAUGCAAUGAUAGCAUUUGAGAACAAGCAUAGACGGCCUUCUAAUUUCCAGGUAGGUGACAGAGUUUGGGUAAAAGCAUCUGAACUUGGUCAGAAGCUAGGAAUCUCUAGAAAAUUGAUGCCACAAUUCUUCGGUCCGUGGGAGGUCCUAGAUGUGAUAGGAGAUCAAUCGGAUAGGCCAUCCUAUGUGAUUCGCAUCCCACCCCAUCUACGCACCUACCCUGUAUUCCAUGCUUCAAAGUUGGCACCUUUCGCUGCUACUGAGCAGUUUCCUUCCAGGAGAUCAAUGCUGCCCCCAUCCAUGGAUGGCGAAGUGGACAUCGACCAGAUUGUCGAGCAUCGAGUGAUGCCUGUUCCACGACCAUCAGGCAGAGGGCGCCCUCCUAAACCGAGAAUGCAGUACCGGGUGAGCUUCAGACAUCACCUCGAUCCCAAGGAAGAUCGCUGGUUUACACGGGAAGAACUCAUGAGAACAGCGCCUCAAGUGAUUGCAGGCUAUGAAAGAGAACGAAAAGAGAAGAUGCCUGCAGAAUAAGAGACUUCUCAGAGGACUCACGAAGUCAAGGAGGAGGGAAUGCGAGGAUCAGUGUCCUCGGUAGGCCUACUGGGCCCUUUCUGCAGCCUUACGC